AUGCUUUCAACGUCGUAUGUGGUCUUCUACGCAAUCGUGGUAAUGUACGGCCUCCUUUGCGCCUUCCUUGGCUACGCUGCGAUCCACAUCGUGGCUGUCGGCGUCUUUGUCUUCGGCUACCUCGCGCUCGCGACAUUCGGCAACCUCGACUUUAUCGCAACGAUGAUGCUUCUCCUCUUUGUGGUCCUUGGCCUCGCCAUGGUCCAUCGCUAUGUCGAUGUACGUCAUACAAGCAUCCUUCUCAUCCUCGGCAAGGCUGUGCUCAACAUGGCCACGAUCGUUCUAGUCGGGACGUGCAUCUUGGCGUGUGUCGUAAACCGCUUCGUCGCCUACGUGUUUUUCGCUAUGUACAUUGGCGUUGACAUCUAUGUCGGCAUCACAUACUCGGAGCGCAUCCGCACCAUUGUCGUCACGUGCUGCCUCGGCGCGUCCAUCGUCGUCGGAGCACUUGCGGCGCUGUGGCUCGACGACCAGCCGACCGUCAGCGAGACACCAUUGCUGAAGCUUCUCUUGGGCAUUUGUAUUGCCCUGGUCGGUGGCUUCGUCCAAGUCAAGACAACGGCUGAGCCGCCACCAUCCGCCGCGCUGCGUAUGUCUCGGAUCUCGCUUGCCAACACACACGUCUCCGAAAUUCCAACACCGACAGCAGCAUCGUCGCAAUGGGUCAGUGCUCCGGGCUGA
Saprolegnia diclina VS20 is the source of this 681-nucleotide messenger RNA. RefSeq lists its product as hypothetical. The transcript is spliced from 2 exons. Bases 1 to 681 code for a protein of 226 amino acids. NCBI's taxonomy places the organism in Eukaryota, Oomycota, Saprolegniomycetes, Saprolegniales, Saprolegniaceae. The record is from RefSeq and is a predicted model, not a curated record.